Molecule: messenger RNA, 6127 nt
Organism: Ooceraea biroi (clonal raider ant)
Lineage: Eukaryota; Metazoa; Arthropoda; Insecta; Hymenoptera; Formicidae
Gene: Neurl4
Product: neuralized E3 ubiquitin protein ligase 4
Molecular function (GO): ubiquitin protein ligase activity
Source: RefSeq, a predicted model, not a curated record
GGCGCGGCGCGCUGGUAUGCCGAGUUGCCGACUGUGAUGUCGACCGUGGCCCCGCACGGCACGACGGACGCGGUGACCAGCGCGGUUCGACAUGUUCCAUCGGCGAUGCGGUCGCCGUGUCACCCUCAGCAACAACAACUGCACCGCCACGCGCAACCUGUCCGAGUUCGAGGACGGCCUGGUGUUCAGCGCGAAGCCGCUCCAGGAUGACGAGCUGUUCGAGAUCAUCAUCGACAAGAAGAUGAUACCAUGGAGCGGCAAUGUGGAAAUUGGAGUAACGGAGUGCGAUCCGGAGACCAUGGAAAUACCAUCAAGUGCCAUAAACCUGCGUCAUGGGUCCUGGAUUAUGAGCGGCUCUUGCAUAUUUUACGACGGAGUCCAGAUCGUAGAGAUGUACGCUAUGGAUCUCAACGAUCUGGGCCAGGGGAGCACCUUAGGAGUAAUGCGGACGUCCAAUCAUGAGCUGGUAUUCCACAUCAAUGGCGUAUCGCAGGGCGUUGCCGUCAGCAACAUUCCGGAGCGUGUUUUUGCCGUUGUAGACGUGUACGGCGACUGUUCGCAAGUCAGCAUAGCUCCUCCCAGGCUUCCCGAUACGCAUAAUAGUGCACCGAAAGAAAGUGAAGCCGAGAUCAAUAACGAUUUUGCUAUGGGGGAAACCUCGAGUUCCUCAACAGCGAGUCUAGUCACUAACUUAAACGUUAAUUUAAGCGUCAAUGUAAAUGUUAAUCUACCGAAAAACCCAACCCCCGCUGCCAUACGGCAAGAUAGACUGAGGUUUCAUGAGAGAGGAGGCUCAUUGGUCAAACUGUCCAACAACGCCAGGACCGCCGAGAGGCGGAGGCCGCUCGAUGAAUUUAACAACGGUGUUGUGAUGACCCAUAGACAGCUACGAGAUAAUGAAUUAUUCGAAAUACGAAUAGACAGGCUGCUUGCCAAGUGGUCGGGGAGCAUAGAAGUUGGCGUUACCACUCACAGCCCUACAGCACUAGAAUUUCCGGCGACGAUGACCAAUAUGCGCUCCGGCACGACGAUGAUGUCCGGCUGUGGUAUCCUAACAAACGGCAAAGGCACGCAACGGGAGUACGGAGAAUUUAACUUGGACGAAUUGCGGGUGGGCGACCGUGUAGGGAUGAUUCGGCAGACUAAUGGAGAUCUCCACUACAUAAUAAAUGGGUUGGACCAAGGUGUUGCUGCUAAAAUACCCGCCGGCGUAUGGGGUGUGAUAGAUCUUUACGGAAUGACUGUUAAAGUGACUAUUGUCGAUCGUGACGAGAGAGAGGAGCAAAAUCUCGUUACUAGGAGGAACACCAUGCAGCUGCAAGGUCUAGACAAUGAAGAACCUGGAGAGGAAGAGCCUGAUAGACUGAUGUUUCAUCCCUGUUGUGGCACACACGCUGAUGUGAUCAACAAUGGACGUACAGCGCAUAGACCCAACGCCAUAGAUGAUUUUAACAACGGCGUCGUGUUAACUUCAAGACCGUUGAAGCCCAACGAGCUGUUCGAGGUGAGGCUGGACAAAAUGGUCACGAAGUGGGCUGGCUCUAUCGAGAUUGGCGUUACCACACAUUCCCCGACGGAACUGGAAUUCCCCUUUACCAUGACGAACGUUAGAUCCGGCACAUGGAUGAUGACGGGGAACGGUGUCAUGCACAACGGCACCACCAUGAUUGAUCAGUACGGCCAGAAUCUGGAUCGGCUGCAGAUUGGCGAUCGCGUGGGCGUAAUGAGGAAAGACAAUGCGACGCUGCACUUCUACGUGAACGGCGCCGAUCAAGGGGUAGCUGCGAUGAACGUACCCGAGAAGGUUUACGGCGUGAUUGAUCUCUAUGGACAGGCCGCCCAAGCCACUAUAGUUGACAAUGUAGACUUUUAUAGCCCGACCACGAACAAUUCAAGUUUUAGCAACACAACAUUGUACAGCGAUCUGAGAUUUCAUCAUGUUCACGGGAAAAACGCGAGGAUCACGAAUAACGGCUUAACGGCGUCCAGGCCGCGAGCUCUCGGAGAGUUCAACGAAGCUAUCGUGAUUGCGAAUCGUGCGCUACGCGACGGUGAGAUGUUCGAGGUGGUGAUAGAUAAAAUGGUCUCCAGAUGGUCGGGUGCUAUUGAAGCAGGAGUGACUGUGAUAAAACCUGACGAGUUGGAAUUUCCGUCAACCAUGACGGACAUCGAUCACGACACGUGGAUGCUGUCCGGGUCGACGGUGAUGCGUGACGGAGUAACAGUACGUAAUAAUUAUGCCUGCGACCUGGAUAAAUUGAUGGAGGGCAAUCGGAUCGGAAUGAUGCGUUGUGCCGAUUCUUCGUUGCACUACUUCUUGGAUGGGGUGGAUCAGGGGCCUGCCUGCACGGAUUUACCGUCAAACGUUUAUCCAGUGAUCGAUCUGUAUGGCCAAUGUGCACAGGUGACAAUCGUGCUGCCGGAGCGCAGGGAUGCCCUGACGCAACAGUAUUUGCCAUCGGAGAACAGCAUCAGUCAACAGCCGACGUCGGUGAUCCAACCUCAAGUGCAAACGGAGAUCUUGCACAAGUUCCACGAGUCGGUCGGACUGAAUAUUCAACUAAACACUGAUAGAACGGUGGCGGCCAGGUGUCGGGAGUACAACAAUGCCGUGCUGCUGAGCGAGGACGCGCUGGAGAAUAACGAGCUGUUCGAGAUCGCUAUUCAGGAAGUGGCCCGCGAGUGGAGCGGCUGCUUGAAGAUUGGUGUCCUGAGCAACGAGACGGGCAACUGGCUGACUAUGAUGAAUCUCGUGCCUGGCAUGACGUCAAUUCCCAGCGACGCUUGGUACCUGACGGGCAAUGAGGUGAGACAUAUCGGUUACGCGUUGGCCACUAACUACUGCACGAGUCUGGAUUGGUUGCGGGUGGGCGACAAGAUUGGCGUGAGGCGCACCCACGAGGGCAACCUAAAGUUCUACGUGAACGGUGAGGAUAUGGGCGUAGCGGCGUCCGACGUGCCGGAGAUGGUGUACGCGGUGAUAGAGCUCUUCGGCAGUACCGUGGCUGUGAACAUCACCAGCAGUAAGCAGCAGAAUCCCGCAAUAUCUCCCAAUGCUAGUUUGAGGCUGCAAGAUUCCCUGGAGCUCCUGCUGGAUCCAGUCCCGCCGAGAAACGACGCAGGAAUGGACACGUCUAUCGACGUGUCGGAGGGGAAGCUGAUGAACGAGGCGACGCUCACGCCGACACAGCCCCCCCUCGCCACCGUGGUCGUCGAUGGAGAUUGCAACUACGAGUUCCAUGAGAAUCAUGGCAGAAACAUUCAACUGGACACAAAGACGAUCGCCAGGCGGGUGGCUAGUUAUAACCAGGGUGUAGUGAUGUCUAGUCGCCCGUUGAUAAAGGGCAAGCCGUUCCAAGUGAGAAUAGAGAAGCUGAACGAACGCUGGGUAUCGAAUAUUCUCUGCGGUGUUUCCUGCAUAUCGCCGGAGAAGCAGGCGAGUUUCCCUCUGACAGCACUGGCCUUCAAGAGGCACUCGUGGAUCAUCUGCAGCGAUUGGAUAUUCCAAAAUGGUACAAGAGUGAAAACAAGAUACGGUGCUGACCUGGAGAAUCUUCAGUACAACUCUACCGUGAGUUUACUCAUUGACGAGGACAGCCGACUGCAUUUGUUCAUCAACGGCGUGGACCAAGGCGUGGCCGCGACCGAUUUGCCACCGUACGUAUUCGCGGUGAUCGACUUGUACGGCCAAUGCGAGCAAGUAUCCAUCGUGCGGGUGAACGAAGAGUCCUCUUACACCAAUGUCGCCAUUGAUAAUGCGCUCGUCGCGCCUAUUGAACAAUGUGCGAGCGCGGAAGCGGAGGAUGUGGAGAACUCGCGAGAGAAAGCCGACUUGGAGUGUCACGAAAAGGAGAACGCGAUGGCAACCGUUUCGUCGGAUCUCUCUCCGUCUUCGACGUCCCCGAGCGUGCCGAGCCAAUGCAGUUCGAAUACCAGAGACGGUAAUCUCGUCGAGUACUCGUCUUACUCCAGCAACAACAGCGCGAAUCUGACGAACGGUAUAGGGAACAAGGCAUCGAGCAUCGACAGUAAUAAUUCAGAUUCGGAGUCGGAGUUGAGCAACGACGCGCGAAGCGCCAAGAACAGACUGUACUUGGACAAAGCGGCACCACCGUCGAACAAUCAACCCGAGAACAACCUCGAGAGCGAAUCUAAUCUCGACGUGGAAAAUCGUGCUCUCGCGAGCGUCUUAAGUAUUAGGAACGAGUGUACAAAUGUAGAGAUUAACAAUGCGACGAACAUUAAUAUACAGAAAGGCAUGGUGGCCAGCGCCAGUAACAUGACCAGUCUGAACGCGGCGAUCACCGCGUCGAACGCCAACAACGCGAUUAACGAAAGCAUAGCGUCCAAUAGUCAGGCAAAUAAUGUAAGCAGCGCUCAGCAGAACAAUUUGUCCGCGAACAACAUGACCGCGGGCGCGGGUGCGGAUCUUCCUAACAACGCCUGCUCCGGCUUCCACGAGUCACGGUCCUACGCUGCCCGGGAGAACGUCGCGCCGAUCCGCGACAACUCCUUCAACGGCAAUGUACUUCCGAGCCAGAACACGACGGCGAAUCUACGAGACGCCGUGUACAAUGCGUCCUCCGUGUCACUGAUGCCGUCAUUGUUGCCGUCCACUCCUCUCGGUCCCCCGGUGGUCGCGUCGUCGCGCAAAUGCGACUACUUGAAAGCAUGCAUGCAGCUGAAGAAGUCGCUCGUUCUGCCGGACGAGUUCUUUUCCACUGAUGAGAUGCUGUGCUACUGCAGCACGUGUUAUAAGUUGGACGGUGAUAACGCGACGUGCAAGAAGGGCGAGCCGCCAGCAGAAUUCGCGAUACCGGUCGGCUGGGUGAGGUUCCCGUUGAAACAGAACAUCAACGCCAAUCAGAUCCCGCAGAGCACGACGGACAAGUGGCACGUCGCGUUCUAUGGUAUACGCCUCGACGCGAUAAGAUUGAUCCUGGAUAGAGGAGAACUAAUGACCAAAGAGCAACUAGACGUGAGCAACUUGACAGCGGGUACAAAGAGCGAGGAUCAAAAUCCGCAGGUGUCGUUUUCGCCCAGCAUCAAGUACGCGGCGUCCGAUGAAUUUACCAGAAAAUAUCCGUAUAUCGACACGCAGUCGAAUAAGAAACUGAACGCUUCAACCGCGUUUCAACUGCUAGUGAGACCCGGUUCGUAUACGAUCAGUCCCGGUGACAAGGAUGGCACCGAUCUCCACUGCGAGUCCAGCAAGUGGGCCACCAAAGAGGCUGGCGCCACGGUGAUCGUUGCUCUGCUCGUUCAUCUGGACGGAUUUUAAGUCUGUACCGUUGUUUCAAAAGUGUUUUCAAUGAACUCAGUUUCCUCAUCACGUCUGCCUGCGUGCGAAGCAUGUGCGAGUCUUCAAUAACAGACCGUGAGUGAUUGUACAUACGACGUGUCGAUCAUUUAACGCAACUGUGGUAAGAGACACUCGAGAUUGAUGUUUCAAUUCCGUCGAAAUUCCGCGUUGUAUAUUUAUGUUAGGCUCCGCGCAAGUUUCCCGAUAUCCGUUUAGCUGUUUAAGGACUUCCGUGAGGACCGUCAGAAUUCCACCGUUACCUUGCGUGCUUAGGCAUUAUAUUAAUCGAGGGUUUUAGUUACCUUUUAACGUUCACUGUGUACAAUAUACAAGUAACUCUCUGUGUAAUAGUAUUAGUUUAUUUAUGUAAAAAAACAUUCACGCGGACUGUAAGCAGAAAGAUUCUUGGGGAGGAUUCGCUGGGUAGCAAUGAGAAUUCUGUGACGCACUGACAAAGAAUUUCAUUAGUGGAUAAGUUUAAAUGUUUUCAAAACGUACGCGUGUCACGCAUAUUCGUCGCUAGGACUGGCCUAGGUUGAUGCUCACGAAAACUCAAUAGCGUAUUAUGAAUAUUACGUCACGGCGACGAUUCUGAUUCUGUUGUCUGUGCGAAGAGAACGCAGUAUUUUCGACGCCCGCGCUUCACGCCUAAUCAAUAUACCAAAUCUCUAGAUCUAGAUAUUAUAUUAGCGAGUAAAUCUCACGAGACACGACGCAAUUUUUUUAACGCACUUCCACGCGCAAUACUGAUAGAAAGAAACCGUGUAAUAAAUAUGUCUAUGUUGUAGAAAUAAACGACGCAAAUGCAGCUCGCAUUACCACCGA